Messenger RNA from Lineus longissimus, 3597 nucleotides. RefSeq lists its product as uncharacterized. Lineage: Eukaryota; Metazoa; Nemertea; Pilidiophora; Heteronemertea; Lineidae. The transcript has 9 exons. The coding region runs from base 29 to 2989 and encodes 986 amino acids. The record is from RefSeq and is a predicted model, not a curated record.
CAAAUGUCAGGACGUCCCUGGAGCUAAUAUGACACGCAUUAGAAACUCUUGUCUUUAUGGUAUUAAGAGAACAGGUGACACAAGAUUUGUAAAGGAUGCCAUCGGCACCGCCAUUGAAAGCUGUAGGAACAAUAUGAUCAAGAUGCCACAAGCUAACGGCACUCCGCCAGUCUUCCCGAAGACAUGCCCACUUGGCUGUAGUGGUAAUGGCAAAUGCGAAACAGGAGUGUGCAAAUGUAAGGUAGGCUACGGGAAUAGUGACUGUUCCAUUGAGACCACUAAGCAGCCAGCUUUCAUGAGUGUGGAGCCGAGGUCGACCUGUGAUGUGAGAAAGAGGAAUUGUUCAGUCCUGCUUAUCAAUGGUGAAAACCUCAGAGAUAAGCCAGAGUGUGUCUUUGAAGAAAUUAAGGUUUUUACCGACAAGCCGUUUGAAAGAACAGGAACUGUUACGAGACUUCCUGCCACAUAUGACAACAACAACCAGGUCUACUGCCACGGAAACCAACCCCCAAAGCCAGGCAUUUACCACCCAAUACCAAAGGAUCCUAGUACCAACACGUGGUUACAUGCAGGGCCAGUCUACAUGCCCUUCGACUCACUUUGUUUCGAUUGUAAUAUAGGGGCUCUAACUUGUAAACCAAAGAAAUCGUCAUGUUAUGUGGAUGGUAAAUGUUAUGCAGCCGGAAAAGGAGUGGGAGGUAAAACAGGGUGCUAUGUAUGUGAUCCAACAGUGGCAUCUGACAAACUCGUAGCUUCAAAAGACGAGAAAGCAUGCCAGCUGCCGACCGCAUCAGCCCAUGGUUCACACAAAGAGACAAAGGAGAUUGGGCCAAUGUGGUGGAUCCUCCUGAUCCUCCUCGGCCUGCUCCUGCUCUGCUUCGCUGUCCUAUGCUGUAUCCUGUGUUGUUUUUGCGGGAAAAAUCGAGGUAGAUACACGCACCAUGAGAGAAAGGAAGUUUUUGAGAAUAUGAAGGCAAAUUCCAUUUUCGCUGGAAUGCGUUGUAGUGAAAAGCCUGCCGAAGAUGAUGAAUUCAACGCAACUUUCGUUCACGAGGAUGAAGUUGUAUUGGCUGAAAGAAACCAUAGUGAGAGUAUGAUAGGACACCAGGACGAAGAGACGAUGGCUGCUGAUGAUUGGAGCGCCACCAUAAGUGGCGUCGACUUGGAGGAAGAAGGUGGUGAAUACAACGCAACUUUCGUUCACGAGGAUGAAGUUGUGGCUGCUGAAAGACAACAUGUGGAGAGUAUGAUAGGACGCCACCAGGAAAGGACGAUGACUGUAAACGAUGGGAGCGCCACCUUGGAGGAAGAAGGUGGUGAAUACAACGCAGCGUUAGUUUUCGAGGAUGAAGUUGUAGUUGCUGAAAGACAGCAUGUGGAGAGUGGUGCCACCUUGGAGGAAGAUGUGAUGGCAGCUUCCGUCGGGUGUGUGGCACCUGAGCCCCCACAACCAUAUCAUGGGCUGUUGGUCCACGAACAAACCCAAGUCGUGAUCAAACAGAAAAACAAAAGUAUGAGUUUCUUUGGGCAUGGGGGUUUCGCACGCAGCAGUCUUCACCUGAAGCCAGGUGGACCAGCACGCAGCAGCUUACGACUACAGGUCCCCGAUGAGGAUGCCAAGGGCCUUUGCAAUGAUCAAACCAGCCUCGAGGGUCAGGCUACAAGAGAAGAAAAAGGUAGCCCGUGUCUGAAUGUAAGUGAUCAUAUCGAGCUGGAUGAUUUCAGCGCUGACCAUCUCGACCAAGGAGAUAAAGAGCACAGCUACAUUGCGUUUUCUCAUGGAUUCCCGCACGAUGCCCCAGCUAUUGUCGGCGACCAUUGGCAUGAGUGGGAAGAGGGGGAAAUUAUCCAGGAAAUGGAAUUUGGAUCUGAGUUUGGCUCACGUGCGUCAACUCCAUGUGAUUAUGUCCAAGGAGCAGAAGUGUCCGAGGAAACUAAUCAAGUCAGCACGUACCAUCUUGGCUUGAGUCAAAACCACCAGGCAAACAUCCAUCAUGAUGGGACGCUCCGGAUAUGCCGUAGCCCUACCCCGACUUUCGUAGUGACGGCGCCCGAGGAGGAGAGUGGGUUAUAUGUACCCUCUCCAAGGCCCUGUGACGGAAGUCGUCAGCCAUCUCCAGGGCCCUUCGACGGAAGUAGGGGACCGUCUCCACGGAUCUACACAUCGAAUACCAUGUAUACUGACGGCGGUGCAAGUGAGAGUACCUUUGAUAGUUCGGCGCACCAUGCUACAUCUAUCUACGAGGCGAAUAUCGAUACUGAGCACGAAGGUGUAGAAGAUCAGGACGUCAGAACAAGCAAACCAGUCCAUGUGCUACAGAACAAGAAAGUCUACCUUGGCGCCCUGGUCCAGGGAAAGCUGUUGAAUAAGGCGCAGCACGACCAACCGCUGCAUGAUGAAUACGACAGGCCGGACGACAUGAACAUCAAUCCGCUUUUCGACGACGACGAUGGGGUACAACAAGGAUACGCGUACGUCUCAACCAGUCAAGCGAACCCGCAAGUCGAUGGUCAUCAUGCGCAAUAUGUAACACCUUCUUACGGUGCUGACGCCAAAAUGUACACAAGACAGAAAGUAACACAUCCUCUUGAGACGCUCUUCAUUGAUACCAGGCAAAAGCUCGUGUCACCGCAAUCCCCGGAGUUGAUCCGCACUGUUUCUCCUCCGACCGUCUUCACGAAGUCCACACUAGUUGUCGACACUCCAACUGAAUCGGUUGAUGUGGAUAGCCCGUCUUCCCCGCGAAAGUUCGUGGCCCAUUCCUACGUCACGACGUCUAGCAGACCGGCGACCCCGGGUAGUGCUACGUAUUCGAUGGAAUCGAGGCGUACAGUACCCAGCGACCACUCAACGGAGUUGAAGAAUGAUGAGUAUUAUUUCGUCGAUUCGGAGGCUUUGGAAACGCUCAACAUACCUGAUGAAAGCGUUGAGGAUUACGUCUACGCAAACAGAGGAGAGUUAGUCGGAACGCAGCAGUCAGAAACUUGAACCAUCGGACACAAGUUCAGUUUGAUAAUGGCGACAGCUUAAACGAUCAUAAAGGCUUCCUUUAGUGAUGUUGACUUAGUUUGAGCUUCCUUUGGUUGGUAAAUAUGUCGCCCUCGUUUUCACGACCCAUCGAUACCAGUGAGUCGAAUUGCUGGGCUGCAACCGUGUUGCAGGAUUUCAGGGUGAUACAAAAUGUAAUUUAUAUGUAAACUCUUAAUCGAUUGUAAAGUCUUCUUCUCAAAACUUGUCUCCGAGUAGAAUAAAGAUCGUGGUUAAAGGGGACAGGGUGGUAAUAUUCAUAUGCAUUCAACUUAUGAUUUGUACACAUGUACUUUACUUAUGAGCUUUUCCUCUUCAUAAUGCUUAACUAUAUGUAACGGCACACGUCUCGUAGUGAAUCAAAUGUAAAUAUACAGCAGACAUUAUGUUGGUGUCGCGACGUAAACUUCUCAUCGAAUGGACUAUUGUACGAACGCGAAACAGACAUUUCUUCUUUGUUUUUUUUUCAUAAGACGAUUCUUUCUCUCUAUGUAGAUGCAUGUAUAUUUGGUCAGAGUCCAUAUUACGUGUAUUUAUCUCUUAUACCAAAUCAAUAAAUGCAAUCAGGU